Molecule: messenger RNA, 3443 nt
Organism: Ruditapes philippinarum (Manila clam)
Lineage: Eukaryota; Metazoa; Mollusca; Bivalvia; Venerida; Veneridae
Exons: 2
Coding region: 57-1388 (443 amino acids)
Source: RefSeq, a predicted model, not a curated record
AAGACGGUGAUAUAGUAAAAUAUAUCAUUUCUGGAUUGUUUUCAUGAGAUAAGAAAAUGUUCGGAUUAAGUUUACCAGAACAAAAACGAGUUUUUCUGGGACUGGGAGCUGCAUUCACAAUUCUCCUGUACUUGGUAUUCUCAAAUUUUGAUAUUGCCAAAACGCUGCUACAGGAAAAUAUUUCGAAGUACCAAAGCGGGAACAUGCUACAGGAAAACAAUUCAAAGUACCAAAGCGGGAACAUGCUACAGGAAAACACUUCAAAGUACCAAAGCGGGAAUUUUUCACAAAGAUUCAAUCGCCAAACACUUUGGAGUAGACGUAUUGUGAAAGAAAAUGGUUGUUUGGCGUUUAAAGGUGGACAAACGUUAAGAGAUGGUGUAUUGCAAAAUAUUAAAUUAUCAGACAUUUCCUAUUGCAAAAAACAAAGGUUUCUUGUCUACAAAUGUGAUUCAUCAAUGUUUUGCGGAGGUUGGGGUGACCGCCAGAAAGGAAUAAUUUCAACAUUCUUAAUGGCCGUACUUACAAAUAGAGUUUUUGUAAUCGACAUGGACAAGCCUUGUAAAUUAGAUAAUAUUUUACUUCCAAACAGUUACGAUUGGUCUUUGUGUUACAACUUUGUUAAAACCGUGUCUAAAAGAAAUUAUAUUCAAUUAAACUUUAUUGAUAAUUUAGGAAAGAUAAAGGAAACACUACAAAGCUCUGAUUUCAGCCGUACAUGGCCAAAACAAGUUGUAGCUGUAAGGGUGAACAGCUACGCAAUAGAUGAAGUAAGAAAACACAAACUUGCCACAUCAAGAUUAAAGUGGCUUUUAAAUGUUACAAAUGAAAAGGCCAUUCAUUUAGUACUUCACACAUUGUUUAAACCUGGUGAAACAAUAUUGAACGAUGCAAGUGAAUUCUAUGAUAAACACGUGCAAGGCAAACAACUGGUCUGUAGUCACAUCCGAAUGGGCCGAAAUCCAAGUAUACCCUCAGAUGCAGCUCUUAAAGUAUCUAAUGGAACUUUGCUUCUUCAGUUUUUAAAGUAUUUCGAAGAAGAAGUGCAAAACGCUAUAUAUGUUGCCUCCGACUCGGAAGAAAUAAAACAACUUGCUAGAAAAAAUUUAAAAUCAUAUAUCAACAUUAAUCGAACAAUAGUUCAUGUCGACAGACUUGGAAAAUUAAAAGCUAUAAAAUCAGAAUCUUGCAAAGGAUUGGCAACAGCUAUUUUAGAACAGUUUAUACUGUCAUUAUGCGAUAUCUUACUCAUAACUCAAAGCGGGUUUGGUACCAUGGCAGCAUAUAUGAGAGGUUUAGACGACAAUUUGUUUAUUUUUCACCCUAAAACACGUACUAUAGUCAAAUCAGAUUUGGUGAAUGUGCAAAGAGUGUUUAAAUUUCAUUAGAAAUAUACUGAAAUUCAUUCAAGGGUACAACUGAAGCAUUUCAAAAGGGACACAAUCUAUGAUUAAAAAUAUAAUGAUAUAGAAAGAGUGUUUUCCCUUUAACCAUUAAAGAUGUCAUUGAGAUAACAGUCAGUUUGAUGGCUUUUCAAUUAAAUGGAUUGAUUAUUUUUUGUAGCUAUUUACAAUUAUGUAACAGCAUGAGUUGUAUUGACUUUUUUAUGUUUGGACUUCUGUAAUGAAUGGACAAGGAUAAGUUACGUCAUCGAGCACCUGCAAACUUCUCCCAAUUGGACUGUUAUCCCGUCCAGUCGAAGACAAAAUAUUCUUUAUUCGAAUAUCAAAAAAUAAUGUAGGGCACCAAAGAUUGGCUUAAGAACUUGAUACAACUGUAAAUUUUAUUGUCUGCUGGAAUAACUUUUGUGUGGGAGUAUAUGUAGAAUUAAAAAAAAACUUUAUCCCGCAUUCAGGACUAAUCUAGGCAGUAAACUUUAAACGUUUUUACAAUUAUAUCAAGUACUAAAGGCAGUCUUUGGUGCGCUAUAUUCUAACGAUUUCUUAGAAAAAUAACAUAAUGUUUUUAUCAUUGAGUCGACGACUUGUUUACAAAAAAAGAAAAUAGUCCGAUUGGGAGCAUUUUGCAGGUGCACGAUGACGUAGUAUAUCCUACCAUUGGUAAGGAUUUUGUCUCGCAUUUGUCAUACAUUACUUUUUUUGUUUAUUUAGCUAGUCAUAAUUGUAUUCUUUUAUUGUGAUAUUAGUGAUUUUUGACUGUUAUUUUUCUGUUUGUUUGUUUGUUAUAACCAGUUGCAUAUCAUAUGCAUUGGUUUAAUAAAAACUGAAACUGAGUUAUUUUAUAAACCAAUCUCAUAUCUGAGUUCAAUUUUUUUGCACAUUGUUUUGUUAUAAUUUGAUUUGCAGGGAGAGUAAUGAGUGUCUUUGUGGUUUCACAAAUCGUUAAGUCUGAUAUCAAUGUAUUUUCUGAAAAUAUUAAAGACAUAAUAUGCUAAUCUUUUGGUAAAAUAUCUUUAUUGUAGAAAUUUAUUGAAAUGUGUAAAACUCUUAUUGAAUAUGUCUUAAUUGAGUAAAAGAGCAUACACACUAUGUGUGGGAAUCUGCGUUUCCUUAUUAGGGGUCAUGUAAAGCCGGUCCUUUAAAAACAACUGCCAGUUUAUUUAAUGACACUAUUCAUAUUGUGUCAAGUUAAAGUAUGUAGGAUUUAAAGCAUAACAUAUCUACUUUGUGUGAUUUAUUUUAUAUUUACAGAAAGACCGUGUAGCAGUUAUCAAUAUUUUCAAGUAUCAAAUCUGAGCAUAGUAUAUCUUUAAAUAUGAUAAUGUAUAAGGAACUAAGCCGCCUGAAUGUUUGGAAUGAUUAUAGAUUUAUUUCACAAAUACAUACACAAACUGUUAAAUAUAUACAAAUGAUGUAAACUAUGUAUGAUUUAUGAUAACUUGUGCUAUUUGUGAAUGUUGAAUUCAUUGUAUGCUAAGAAUGUAAUAAUCAAAACCAUGUUUAUUUUAAAUGUUCAGUACAAUUGCCCCUUUUUUUAAAAGAACAAAUCUUACACUGUUUUGACAAUAAGAGGCUAAACCUACAAAAUCCAUUUUUAGAAAGUGGUUAAUUGAAUGGGAGUAACAAAUAUUUCUUAUAAGGACAUUUCAAGGAUUUGAUUCUCAAAACAGACGAUGUUAUGGGCUGUCUGGCAUCUAAUUUGUUUUAUGUUCAAGAUUAAAUACUAUUUGAGCUUGAGCUAAUUGAAGUGAAAUAUUUGCAAUUUUUAUUUACAUUUAUAAACAAACUAUAACAAAUAACUCAAAUUUCCAAAUGCUAUGUGGUGUGAGUGUGCGCGUGUGCCCGCGCGUUUUUUGCGUGCGUGAAUUUUUCUUUCUUUUUUUUUUACUUUUCUUUUUGUUGUUAUUGUUGGUUUUUGUUGUUUGUUAAAAUCAUGUAAUUUUUAUUGUUCCUGACAGAUUUAUUUGGAAAACAUUUAUAAAUAUUUCUGAAGAUAAUACCCGUAUUUGUUUGUUUCAAUGUAAAAUCCAAGACGGAUCUAAG